AACUUCUGGUUUGAAACUGUGCCAAAACGCGUUUCGUAAUCAAAUGUCCCUUUCGUGGCUCUGUAUGACGCGUGCCGAGGAACGCUUGAAGCGCGACUGACACAAACACACACACACACGCGUGUGUCCGGAGCGCGUUUGUACCCUCAGAGUUUCUUCAUCACUUUUUAAUCUCAAGGAGAUUUGUUUGAUAAAGCUAGACAUGUCUGACACGCGCAAGAGGACCAGGAAGCGCUUCGGCGGACACGCGCACAAGAGACACAAGGGUUCCCGCGAGCUGGAGGUGGGAGCGCAGGGGGUGCUCGUCACCUGCAACAUGAACGAGCGCAAGUGCACGAGCGAAGCCUACAGCCUCCUCAACGAGUACGCGGACGCGCUCUACGGCCCUGAGCAGUCCACAGACUGCCUCAGUGAGGAUGAGGAGGGUGAUGAAGACGCAGAGGCUGCGCUGAAGAAGGAAGUGUGUCAGAUUCAGUCGUCGAUGAAGACGCGUCAGCAGAGGUUCAGCGCGGUCGACAGCGGAGCCAAUAACGUCGUGUUCAUCCGCACGCAUGGAGUCGACCCAGAGGAGCUGGUUCACCACAUCCUGUCGGACCUGCACCGCACCAAGAAGAGGAAGUCCCGCGUGAUCCUGCGCAUGCUGCCCGUGAGCGGCACGUGCCGCGCGUUCCCGGAGGACAUGGAGAAGUUCCUGAGCGGGUAUCUGGAGCGCUGGUUCAAGGCGCCGCUGCGGGUCACGUACCAGAUCUGCUUCAAAGCCCGCAACAGCAGCCACAGCAAGAGGGACGACGUCAUCAAAGCCGUCGCUGGUUUGGUGGAUAAGAUGAACCCACUGCAUAAGGUGGACCUGAGCAACCCUGAGCUGAGCAUCAUCAUCGAGAUCAUCAAGAGCGUGUGCUGCGUCAGCGUCGUGUCCGACUACAUGCUCUUCCGCAAGUACAACCUGCAGGAGGUGGCGAAGGAGCCCGCCAAUCAGACGCAAGAACAGGAAGUGGCGAAGGAGCCCGCCAAUCAGAGCGCAGCCAAUCAGACGCAGGCGGCGGCAGAGGGCGGUGACGGGGGCAAGGAGGCGGAGCCUGAGUGAAUUAGCUGCGCACACGCGGCGUUUUAAAGCAGCGCUACAUCGUUUGCGUUUGUUGUUUUGUUUUUUAUCAGGAUUUCACACUGUAACGUUUGAUUUUACUGUAAGUCUGGAACUCUUGUGUUACCGUCAACACGCGUCCUCUGGACAUACGAAAUAAAGAAAACUGAAGUCACGUGUUUACCGCUA
Molecule: messenger RNA, 1270 nt
Organism: Pimephales promelas (fathead minnow)
Lineage: Eukaryota; Metazoa; Chordata; Actinopteri; Cypriniformes; Leuciscidae
Gene: thumpd1
Product: THUMP domain containing 1
Biological process (GO): tRNA modification
Molecular function (GO): RNA binding
Source: RefSeq, a predicted model, not a curated record